UGAUGGCGAAACGCCGCAAGGGUUUCAUCAAUACAACGAUGGUGGUGGAUUGGGGAACGCUUCCGAAGGAUAUGUUAGAGCUGAUUUCGAAAUCUCUAAAAUCUUCCUUUGAUCUUUUCCAGUUCCGUUGCGUAUGCUCUUCAUGGCGUAACGCCGCCAAGCCGAAUAAACGCCUUGUACUGUCACAUCAUGACUUUCCGAGCCACCCCGACGUCGUCUUCUCAUCAGAUACCACCGGCUAAAGGUUCCGCCUCUCGCAGCGGAGUAUCUUACUUAUCAAGCCUAACUAUGAACAGGCGGAGGGUUUGAUUGGUGGAUGGCUGGUCAAAGUCGAGGAACAUUCUCAUCUACCUCGUAAGUUGAGUAUCCAUCCACUGAGUGAUUAUUCAGAUUUACAUCGACAUUUCCCUUGCCUUCUUGAUAUGACUAAUUUCAAGGUUCGUGAAUUGGGUCGUGAAUUCGGGCUCCAUUACUUGGAUGCUGAUGAUGGUCUUCUUAGUAAAUACAGUCCACGCGUUGGAAAAACUGUUGUCAAGUAUCUAGAUGAUAGUGAUGAGGAUCAGUCUAAGUUUGUGUUGCUUACGAUUAACAAUUCUGGUAAUCCUGGAAGGUUAGCUGUGUAUACUUCUUGGGUUCAAGCAUGGACUGUGAUCAAUGACGACAUGCCUUCUUGUUAUUUUUGCGAUGUGAUUUUGUUCAAUGGAUGUUUCUUUGCGGUCACGAAAGAUGGGACGACUAUGGCUGUAGAUAUUCCUUCUCUGAAAUUGACAGUACUGGCCGCAAGUCCUGUGUUUGGCGGUGGCGGUGACAAGAAGUUUCUGGUUGAAUCCUCUGGUGUAAUGUUGCUGGUCGAUAUGAUAAGCAGGGAACUUGAAUCAGAUGACCUUCUGAACUUCGAGGAAGAUGAUAUCCAGCAUCACGCUUCUGACAUUAUACUGCAUAAUAUAACCCACAAGAUUGAGGUCUUUAAGUUUGUGGAAAGAGACAAGAGUUGGGUUGAGGUUAAGGAUCUUGGGGAUAAAAUGUUGUUCCUCGGUGAUGAUUCCUCAUUCUCCGCUUCAGCUUCUGAUUUUUUACUUCUCUAUGGUGGAAGUGUCUUCUUCGACGGUUUCGUCUUUGAUUGGGAAGACUUGAACACCAUUAGUGAUGAGAAUUUUGGAGUGUGUGAUUUUAUGUCUCAGGAAAUGAUGCUGGUGAGCCAACACCAUGAGUAUGCCAAGCUGUUGUGGCCUCCACCUUCCUGGAUUACUGAUAGGAUAUUAUGACCUGAGAACAGAGGCCAAGUGUUGGACUAGUGCUAGUAAGGUCAACUCGUCAAAGGUUUCAAAACAACAAGUAUCUGGAUUAGUGAAAGUGAAUACAUUUGUCAAUUCAUUUUGGUUUCCUAAGUUACAUCAUCAAUGUUUUGAGUUAAGUCUAGACCUUCAUCUUGAUUAUGAUGUGAUGACCAAUAACAGAAUAUUUUAGGAAAAAAUAGUCGGGAAAAAUGUUAUUCUUUCUGCAAUUUAUUUACUGGAAUUUACGAUUUAGGAAACUAUAAGCAAAAAUUCUAAUUUGUUUUCGUCAACUUCAGCAAAAUUUUACUUACACACCCGGUGGGACUCUAACCCACAAUCAAACCGUUUGAUUAGAAGUCAAACGCCUUAUCCAUUAGGCCACGGGUGCUACGGUAUCCUCUUUAACA
Molecule: messenger RNA, 1684 nt
Organism: Camelina sativa (false flax)
Lineage: Eukaryota; Viridiplantae; Streptophyta; Magnoliopsida; Brassicales; Brassicaceae
Source: RefSeq, a predicted model, not a curated record